UAUUCAAAUUAUGAACGAUAAAGGAAUCAUGGAGACUAAAGCUUCCAUAGGGGAGAUGGGCCUUGGCGGGUUAUCCCGGCAGACCAGCAUCACUAAGACCAACUGCAUUUGCUCACCGACCACUCACCCGGGGUCAUUUAGGUGCAAGCUUCACCGGACUCCAUCGCUGCAGCGUAACAAGAGCGUUGAGACGAAC
Camelina sativa (false flax) is the source of this 196-nucleotide messenger RNA. The record is from RefSeq and is a predicted model, not a curated record. NCBI's taxonomy places the organism in Eukaryota, Viridiplantae, Streptophyta, Magnoliopsida, Brassicales, Brassicaceae.